Telopea speciosissima is the source of this 1495-nucleotide messenger RNA. Its product is annotated as ribosome biogenesis protein BRX1 homolog 2-like. Gene Ontology annotation, molecular function: rRNA binding. Gene Ontology annotation, biological process: rRNA processing; ribosomal large subunit assembly. Lineage: Eukaryota; Viridiplantae; Streptophyta; Magnoliopsida; Proteales; Proteaceae. Gene Ontology annotation, cellular component: nucleolus. Bases 326 to 1264 code for a protein of 312 amino acids. The transcript is spliced from 8 exons. The record is from RefSeq and is a predicted model, not a curated record.
UUUUGCUCUUUCUGAAACUAUAUUUAACAUUGUAACUUAUAUCCAAUGGCAACCGUGUGGACUGUUAGCUCAAUACUGCCUCUUCAACACUUAGUGUUGUGGAUGCAUUUACCAUUCUCUUCUAGAUAAUAUUAUUCUGAAUCGUAGAAUCUCCUGUGCUGUAUUAAUUGGGUUUAUUCAGUAAAUGGGUUUUCACUUUUCAGAGUUAUGCUUGUGGAGGAAGAUGGGGAAGUUGCUUUCAUAUGAGAAAGUGUUAAUAUUUUCUGAGCUGUUGCUGAGCUUCUGACACUAGGGUUUAUUCUCUGCAGUUUAGUAUCUAAAGUCUAUGGGUAAGAAGCGGAAACACAGUGAGGUAGCGGCUUCAGAACCUAAGAAGAAAGAUGAAGCUGCUCCAGAGAGACCCAAACGGACCCUUGUGGGAUGGAAGAACAAGGUUGAAGAGAAAGAAACUGAUUCUCUAGUUUUUAGGAACAAAGAGAAGGUGUUGGUGACAUGUUCUCGUCGCAUCAUUUACAGGUACCGGCACCUGAUGUUGAAUCUGGUGUCACUCUUGCCUCAUUGCAAGAAAGAUAACAAGGUUGAGUCCAAAGAGAGCAAAGGGGCCACUCUGAAUGAACUUGUUGAGCUGAAAAACUGCUCCGCCUGCUUGUUUUUUGAGUGCAGAAAACAGAAAGAUCUUUACCUCUGGAUGGCCAAGUGUCCUAAUGGACCAUCUGUAAAAUUUUUGGUUAAUGCUGUGCACACGAUGGAAGAAUUGAAGCUUACUGGAAAUCAUCUUAAAGGUUCACGGCCAAUUUUGACCUUCUCGUCUAAUUUUGAUAAAGAUCCUCACUGGAAGCUUUUGAAAGAGCUGAUCUUGCAGAUAUUUGGAAUACCAAAGGAGCACAGGAAAUCCAAACCUUAUCAUGACCAUGUUUUUGUUUUCUCCAUUGUUGAUGAUCACAUAUGGUUCCGGAAUUACCAGAUUACUGUACCUCAUAACGAAACGGAUAAAAUGGACCGGGGUGGUCUUGACAAAAUGACCCUUGUUGAGGUUGGUCCAAGGUUUUGUUUAAAUCCCAUCAAGAUAUUUGGUGGCAGCUUUGGAGGUCCCACACUAUAUGAGAACCCCUUUUACGUAUCUCCAAACCAGAUUCGAGCGUUGGAAAAGAAGAAAAAGGCUGGCAAGUACGCAAAGAAAGUGAAGGCCAAGACAAGGAGGAAGAUGCAUGAGCUGUCAAAUCCAUUGGAGCCUGAUGAAUUUGCAGACCUAUGGAAGGGUUGAUGGAACAACCGAUGGAAGAGCAUGUGGUGGCUCAAUAUGAACCAGAAUCAUUCCAAUUCAGAUUUACCCAAUAUGCAAUAUAUGCAGAUUUUGACAUAAAGUUUUGCAGUUUUCCCCCCUCACCAAGCCAGUGGUUUCUUAAUAUGAUCAAAUAGCAACAAUUUUAAAGAAAAACUUUGUAAGGAAAUGAAGGUGCUAUUUGUUGGAUCAAUCAGUUGUCUUGAUACUUAA